UUUCUAUAUAUGGAUUGGUCAUGAUCAAUGCAUGACAUCAAGCGUCGAACUGUCAAGGCUGCGUGCCAACGACUAUGUUUGCUAGCUUGUUCAUGCUAUCUUCACCUUCCGUAAGUGCUACCGCUCUUUCCCAGCACCGAAAUGUCUCGGCGCGUUUCCUGAACGUGCAAUACUAAUGACUCCUUAGAGCGGCUGAUUCGGUGUGUCAGAUAUAUGCUUUGAUAAUCCAGUAAUGACCGUGGUUGGAUCGUGGUAUGCAUUGGUCAAGCAUAUAAUUAUGUCUUCCUCACCCUCAAGUGCGAGAGACCCCUCUCUACUCUUUCGGCCCCUUCAAUCGUCUUAUCCUCUUCUCGUCCGUGGUUGACCCACAAUGGCGAACAAUAUCACUAUGUGGCCCCCAGACACAUUUUGUUUCCUUGCUCGACAGGCCUUCCAGGCUGAUGAAUUCAACUGCUUGUCGCCGGACAAUUUUACUGUGACGCAGAACAUGCUUAAUUUUCUCAAUUUAACAUCGGAUGCUGGUCUUUAUCGUCAGGCUUACUGCGUGAAUCCUGCGUCGGACGAUUCAUGCCCAUUUGGAUAUUGUCCGAACGGUGAUAUCGCUGGACCAUUGGUGCGAAUAGCAUCAUACAUCACGAACCUUUGUCUAUCUAUCCUGAUCUUCUACUCGCCGAAGUCCGCAGAAGAGGCCUUCUGGUCGCAAGUGCUAUCGAUUUACUCGCUACUUAUCACCUGCGUGGUGUCUAUCUUUCAAACAUCCCUUACUCGCUUCCAUGCUGCAAUCGCGACAGUCAUUACAGGCUCGCCACUGAGCUUCUAUCUUUUUGUAUUUUGCGUGGCAUCUUUCUGGUACAAGAAACAUCGACUCAAUGGUAUAGUCGGUGAAGGGCACUUGGCUGCCCGGUCCCUCAUCCUUAUAGCAGGCGUCGUGUGGUUUUGCCUACUGGUUUACAUCCUUGUCCCAACGCACUUCUCGGAUUUUGCCCAGGAGUCAUGCGAGACACAAUUUAGCCCACUCGCCACCUACCUCUAUGUCUUUCCCUUCCUCGAAAUUCCCUUUCUACGUACCGAUGCGCCUUGGUUGCUCGUAUUGGUUGUUAGCUUCUUAUCCCUCACAGUCAUCUCAUGGAUCGUUGCUAUCCUCCUCCAACGAAAAACAAUCUGGCCUCCUGGGAAAAAGUGGUCGCCUCGUUUUGGCCGCACGUGGUCUGUGAUCGGGAGGAAUUAUUCUUUCAUCCACUUCGUGUCUAUCGUGGUCAUACCAACUGCCUAUUGGAUUUCUGUUGUCGAGAUUGGAUGCGGUGUAACUCUUAACGAUGAAGAGUUCUCACUUUCAUUCGGUCAGGUCAUGGCGAUGUUUGUUGCGCUUCCCCCUCUACUGUCGACACUACGACUCUACAAAGUGUUCUUCAAGUGGUUCAAGGACCUGGCCUGGGUCCGACGCCUGUCCGGCAGACCUCGCAAACUUCCACAUGGUGACAUGGUAUUGAGUGGCGCUGCUGGUCCCAUAGGCGGACACGACUACGGAGAUGAUCACGGGAAGAGCGAAGUGGAGACGAACGAACGAACGUUGAAUUCGAAUGUCUGUUCCCUCGUUCACGCACAAAGCUGGUGUUCAUUAGUUCGCCCAUCGCCCACAUUCAAAGUGUAAUAUUUGGGAGUUAUGGUCGUAAAUCCUGUAUGAUUAAUGUCAUUGUGCUCAAUCUCUCUUUUGACUAGGAUGACAAGGACUUCUACAUCCAUGGGCAACGUUGAGAAUGAUCCUUUCUUAUUCCAUCCACUAAUAUCCCUCAUCGUUACUGUCUCGAAAGUCACGAACUUGCCAAGUAUAUGGCGCAUCAUAAUUGUUUGUGACGAUCUCAGUUUCACACGCUAAGUUAUCCCCGAAAGGAAAGGAUCGGUAUUGUUUGAUGCCUGCACAACGUCAAAUUCUGCACUGCCAUCUAUAUUCCCUGACGACGCAUGUACUUAGCUCCACAGGGUGGCAAGCUCUCGUCAUUUCUUUUACUUGAGCGUUCCUGCACCAGUGCAGUCAAUGACAAUCCACGACCGUGCAGAUAUGCGAAAUACUUCGCGACACUAAGAUCUGCCCCAUGGCUUUCUUGCAGUCAAUAUUUGUCAAAUCAGUCAAUCGUUUUGAGCUACCUAUAUAUAUAUGUACGUGAAUGGAUACUGCAUCUACAAUGAGAUCAUGU
This is a messenger RNA of Somion occarium, 2195 nucleotides long. Lineage: Eukaryota; Fungi; Basidiomycota; Agaricomycetes; Polyporales; Cerrenaceae. The record is from the annotation of a GenBank genome assembly.